UGCAACAUCAUAUCCACAGCUCCGCGUCCUCAUCCGCAGUCGCCUUUUAUGCACCAGCGAAAGGAGGAGGAGGAGAAGAGCGCCGGAGAUCCAGCUCUGCUUUGUCUUUAAAAACAAAACAAACAAAAAAAAUCUCCAGAAUUGUUUGGAUUUGUCUUUAUUUGGAGCUUCUCACUCCUUCCCGACUGGACUAUUAAUUACUACGUGCGCCAGGAGGAGAUGAGAAUUGCAUCCUGAAAACCACAUCUUGCUAAAUGCCACUUUAGAGUGAAGACGUGCGAGGCACCAGCCGACACAUGGAGUCCAGGGUUCCCCACCACAUCCCCGGAGUGUCCUCUUCCAUCAUAUCCCAGCCCCUGCUGGACAGUCGAGUGCCCUACGGUCGUCUUCAACAUCCGGUCGCCAUUUACCCCAUAGACCAGAUCAAGUCUUCGCAUGUGGAGAAUGACUACAUCGACAGCCCUGCCAUCGUCGCUCAGCAGCCUCUGAGCCAGAAGUCUGCGAAUCGAAGGAUCACCUGGCUGGGUCAGAACCAGGAGGCGUUCCUCGGGGCAAACCACAACCAUCACCACAAUCAUCAACAUCAGGCCCAGCAGCAGGGCAGGUGUGAGCCUCACACGCACCAGGAUACCACCACCCACCCUUGGAUUUCCUUCAGCGGAAGGCCCAGCUCUAUAAGCAGCAGCAGCAGCACCUCGUCUGAUCAGAGGCUGCUGGACCACGCUGCGCCCGUGCCAACAGUGGACCACCACCACCACCAGGGCCCCAUCAARACAAUCACAACCCGAACUCCUGGGUGCCUCUCUUCCUCUGAAUCUAAAGCCCUCACUUCUUCCUCCUCUGCUUCUUCCUGCUCCUCUUCCUCAAAAUCACUAGACCUCAAGUCUGCUAAGGUUCCCGCUGGAGGAGUGUGCUCCAACAGGGGUCAGCAAGGGUUGGCGUUGAUCCCUUCCUCCCCAACCGAGAAGAAGCACCUGCUUCUCUGUGAGCACUGUGGGAAGUGUAGAUGCACGGAGUGUACACUCCCCCGAACCUUACCUUCUUGCUGGGUGUGUAAUCAGGAGUGCCUGUGCUCUGCGCAGAGCCUGGUGGACACAGCCACCUGCAUGUGCCUGGUCAAAGGGAUCUUCUACCACUGCACCGAGGACGAGGACGACGAAGGCUCCUGCGCCGACAAGCCCUGCUCGUGUUCCCAGGCUAACUGCUGUGCACGCUGGUCCUUCAUGGCUGCCCUCUCCAUGGUUCUGCCAUGCCUCGUCUGCUAUCUACCAGCCAUGGGUCUGGCCAAACUGGGACAGAAAUGUUAUGACAAUGUUAGCAGGCCCGGCUGUCGCUGCAAGAGCACGCAGGGUGGCGUAUGCGUCCCUGUUAGUAAAACUGGAGGUGUGGAAGCAAAGGUUGGGACAGAAAAGAACCAGCAGGGGUCGUGAUAGUGGACUGAACUGUAUGGCCGUGACCUUACUAGAAUGUGGACAGGACCACACAGUGCUUACUCACUAUGGACUGGACAAUCCAACACCAACCCAUUAAACUACCCCAUUAAUCUGCUGGAAGAUGACUUGUGUAAAACAAAAGGUACCAAUGUUUAAUAGUGUGGAUGGUCAAAAUGGGCCAACUGAGAGAGGUAGCUAGUAGAAAUAGCUAACAGGCCUUCUGACAUGUUUUUUUAUUUAAUUUUUAUGUUUUGUAAGAGUGACAAGAACAGACUAGAUUGUGGAACUGGCGUUUGUGAUCUGCAAAAGUGGAUGACGGCACAAAGUCAUUGUACCUCUCUGCUGCUCAAUAUUUUUCAGCUAAUUUCGAAACACUAACUAAACAGGAACUGGUUGAUAAUCCUCAUAUUACUUCAAAAUAAAAAAAUGGUAUUUGAUCCCACCCAUCUCCCCAAAAGCACAGCCCGGUGUCAAGCAAGAAAAUAUCCAGUAAUCUAGAAAAUACUGUGGCAUUAUGAUAGGCCAUGUGAUGAUUACCGUCUUCUAAUGUUGCCAUUUCUUCCUCUAAAAAUGCUAGCUUGCUAAUAUUUGAUCUCUAGGUUUUAUUUCCAUGAAGGAGCUGUGAAAACAACCCCUUCCUAGGCGUUAAAAUGACAGUAAUUUUCCCAUAAUUUUCACUCAUGUAAGCAGUUGUGCUUCAAGUGAAGGAUAAUCACGUUGCAGUUCGUUUUCUAUUUCUGGGUGGUUGAUCUUAGACAUUCUGAGAUAUUUUUUGAAUGCUGUUCACCAAUCACCUUAGAUGUAAUGCAUGUCACGAUCUGCAUGCUCUAGUAUAAUGGUUACCCACCGUGCUAGAAGUGGAUUUGUAGUAGAGAAAUGUGUAAAAACAAAAAUCAAGCAAACGUAAAACAGAAAAGAAAAAUAAUAAAACCCAACCACUCAACCUUCUCAGGGAUUGUAAACUUCUCUUAGAACUUGGCCUACUGCAUGUUGAGUCCUGAACUGCCUAAGAGCCUGAUCUGCUUCCUCUUUGCACAGAAGGGCAAAGAAACAUUUAGGGGCAACAAAGAAAAUAGGCAAUCGUUAAUCAAUUAAAAUAGGUAAGCUAAGUGAGAGUGGGCUAGGAAGUAACGUUUUCGAAGGGAUGCAGGUGAAGAGGUUUAGCGGAGCUCCUGUGGUCUCUGUAUCUAGUCAGCCUUUGUUCAAAUCCAACCUGCCACUUGCACAACCUUUAUAGGAGAAAAGCACAGUAUUAACCACCUCAGCUAUCCUAUAUUCCAAUGGCCUACAUUGCAUUUAGACCACAGCGCUCCACCCACCUCUACACACACCCGUGUCUUCAUGAAAUUCAAAUCAGUAUGCUGCAAAGCUGAAUGAGUCAGAUAGCCUUUUAUUCUUGAAGUCUAUUUUUGUGGCUUGCAUGAUGUUCUUAGGAUUUUGCCAAAGGAAGCUAUUAUACAGUAGCAUUUUAUUUUUCGCAGUCUGAGUGAUCACAACUGGUAUGCACUCUUGCCAAACGGAGUUGACAGCAACUAAAGGUGAGCAGCCCUUUAAAUUUGGCAUCAAGGCAUAUCGGCUUCGUCGCUCCCCGAAACAUGUCUCCCUUUCAAGUUGGACCCCUUAUCUUCCAUUCGGGUGCCUAACUUUGCUCAUAAUCAUAUUUGUCUUGUUGCACAAAGCUGGAAUCGUGAAAGGAAAAGUGAAAAACAAAACAGUUCUUAUUUUUCUUUAUUUUAUUUAUUUUUUGGUGAAUGUGUGAGGCAAUAUCUCAGAACCUAGCAAUUCAGUCCGAGAGAAAGGUGCCAAAAGUGAGAACGAGCGAGCAGAGGCCUAGUAAAAGUCACAAAUGUUUUGACAAUUUAGUAAUAGAGCUAUGCAGGUGAAAUGUUCUUUGCUGUAAAUAGUUUCACAACAUUUGUGUUCCUUAGAAGAGACUUUUAAAUGUCCUUGAAAGAUUGCAUGGUACCUUAUAACUACGAUUCAGUACAAAAUAUAUAGAGAAUAUAUUAGAUAUAUAUUUUGAGGUUAAGAAUAAUAUGUUUUUUUCUUUUUUUUUUUCUUAUUUUUUCGAGGUUGCGAGAAACCGUUAAAAGGACUGUGGUGGGUUGAGGGUUUGACAAUUAAAAAUUCAAGUUUUCUUAUCGCUUGCACUUGAUUUAGAAAAGUGUGCCCGGCAAUAAAAUAGAAGAAGAAGAAGAAGAACCUGCUGUUUCUGCUAUCCGUGGCUCAUUAGCAGUCGAGAGGUUAAGCUAACUCCCUCUGUGAGUCCUGAAGACUGUGGACUCAUUGAAUCCACACAAGGAACACAGUCAAGCCCUUUUCUUGCGGUUACUGCUCAGUGUCAGAGCUCCUUUCUCCUUCUCGCUUUUCUUCCUUCUUCUCUUCCCUCCUUUCUUCCGC
This is a messenger RNA of Austrofundulus limnaeus, 3833 nucleotides long. It is a transcript of the gene spry4, whose product is annotated as sprouty homolog 4 (Drosophila). The record is from RefSeq and is a predicted model, not a curated record. The coding region runs from base 297 to 1430 and encodes 377 amino acids. The transcript has 2 exons. Lineage: Eukaryota; Metazoa; Chordata; Actinopteri; Cyprinodontiformes; Rivulidae. Gene Ontology annotation, biological process: negative regulation of Ras protein signal transduction; negative regulation of fibroblast growth factor receptor signaling pathway; multicellular organism development. Gene Ontology annotation, cellular component: membrane; cytosol.